Messenger RNA from Caenorhabditis bovis, 1626 nucleotides. The record is from the annotation of a GenBank genome assembly. Lineage: Eukaryota; Metazoa; Nematoda; Chromadorea; Rhabditida; Rhabditidae.
AUGUCAGACAUUUUGAGAGCCAUCGACGACUACCGCUGCAUUCUGUCGGAUCACCUACGAUCCGUCGAUCCGUUGAUUCUCACCGCCGCCGCGGUUUUGUCGACGUACACCGCCACCAAUUUGUGGCAUAUGCAUCGCGAUGAGCUCGGAAUUCGUCGCCGUCUUCGCACCAAAUUCUUCGACGUCGUCAAAAGCAUUCCGGCGGUUCGCGCUCAAAUCAAUAAGCAGCUCGGCGAGGUGAACGACGAGCUCGCCAACAGUCUCGUCUAUCACGGCGACGACGGCAAAUUCAUUGAACGCAUUCCGACGGCCGGAAUGAGCAGCGACGACGUCAUCGGAUUGGCCGAGAUUUACGAUAGCAUGGAGGGUCCGAAGUAUCUGGAGGGACGCGUGUCGGGCGCGGUGUUCAGCGACGAGUCGGACGCCGAUGAGAUGCGCGUCUAUUCGGAGGUGUUCAAGAAGUUCGCGUGGUCGAAUCCGCUCUGGCCCAAACUGUUUCCGGGCGUCCGCAAAAUGGAGUCCGAAGUGGUGCGAAUGUGUUGCGAUUUGAUGGGCGGCGACGCGAACACGUGCGGAACAAUGUCGACCGGCGGAUCGAUCUCGAUCCUAUUGGCGUGCCUCGCCCAUCGCAAUCGUCUCAUCAAACGCGGCGUCAAGUAUCCCGAGAUGGUUCUGCCGAGUUCGGCGCACGCCGCGUUCUACAAAGCCGCCGAGGUGUUCCGAAUCAAAGUGCGCAAAAUUCCCGUCGACUCGACGACGUUCAAAGUCGACGUCGGCAAAAUGCGAAGUGCGAUCAACUCGCGCACGUGCAUGCUUGUCGGCAGCGCGCCCAACUUCCCCUACGGCACCGUCGACGACAUCGAGGCGAUCGGACGGCUCGGCGUCGAGUUCGACAUUCCAGUGCACGUCGACGCGUGCCUCGGCGGCUUCAUUCUGCCGUUCAUUCAGCACGACAUCAAGUACGACUUCAGCGUUCCCGGCGUCUCGUCGAUUUCAGCCGACACCCAUAAGUAUGGUCUCACACCGAAAGGAUCGUCGGUGGUGCUCUACCGCAACCUCGACCUUCUUCACAAUCAGUAUUUCUGCGACAGCGAUUGGCAGGGCGGCAUCUAUGCGUCGGCAACACUUGAAGGCUCACGAUCCGGCAUGAACAUCGCCCUAUGCUGGGCGGGAAUGCUGUAUCACGGUCGCGACGAGUAUUCGGAGAACGCGCGAAAGAUCGUCGAGACGACGCGACGAAUCCGCGACGGGCUUGCGACGAUACCGGAAAUCCGCUUGAACGGCGCCAGCGAUGUGUGCAUCGUGAGCUGGACGACGACCGACGGCGUCGACGUGUUCCGAUUCCACAAUCAGAUGAAGGAGCGCCAAUGGCAAUUGAGCGGCCUUCAAUUCCCCGCCGGCGUUCACAUCAUGGUGACGAUGAAUCACACGCGGCCGGGUCUCGCCGAGCAGUUCAUCGACGACUGCCGCCAAUCGGUUCGAUACGUCAAAGAGAAUCCGCCGGCGCCGUCGGAGAAGAACUGCGAGGCGGCCAUCUACGGAAUGGCGCAGGCCAUUCCCGAUCGAUCGCUCGUCGCCGAGUUCGCCUACACCUAUUUGGACACGUGCUAUAAGAAUACACGCUGA